Messenger RNA from Rotaria sp. Silwood1, 348 nucleotides. NCBI's taxonomy places the organism in Eukaryota, Metazoa, Rotifera, Eurotatoria, Philodinida, Philodinidae. The record is from the annotation of a GenBank genome assembly.
AUGGAUCUAGCUGAUCAAUUUAGUGAUGAUACAACAGAAGAUAUAAAACAUGCAAUGUUAGAUAUCAAUUUACAAUUAGAUCAUCUUGAAUCAUUAAGUCAUUCAUUAGAACCUGUUGAUGAAAGAGAAAUAAAUAUAAGUAUUUAUCGUAGAAAACUUCAUCGUUUUAUUCCUAUUCAUGAUGAUCUUGAAAUACUUUAUCAACGUUUAAUUAAUAUAAAUGAUCGUUUAAAAUGUCUUUUAUCUGGUGAUCAAUUACGUAUAACAAAUGAUUUAAAAUUAAUGUUUGAUCGUUUUAAUUUAAUAAAACGAAUUGUUAAAAUUUAUCUUGAACGUUUAGAAAAAUGA